UUUAAAAAUAAAAAGAUGAGCACCACUACAGGUGAACGAUUUGAAGAAUACAGUUGUUCAAUGGAAAUACUGUUAAUUAAACCAAAUUGUAAAUAAAACAGUUAAAUCAAUUGUACGAUUGGAUGUGCCACAGAACUAAUUUAUUUAAAAAAAAAAUCAAUCGAUCAAUGAUCCAAUGUGUGGUAUUCGAUAAAUAAUUUAAAAAAAAAAUGGAUAAUAACGAAUCAUUGCUACCUUUAUCGUCUGAUGAGUGUGGCGCAGAUAGCGAAGAAGACGUCAUCACUGAUUACCUAUCAGGUGGUGGUGACGGUCAACAAGCACCCAACACAAUUAACAAUAACCAUCAUCCACCACAAAUUAAUAUACUGGAAGCUAGUGAUUUGGUGGCUGACUCACCAAAUACUACAACUCUCAAUAAUCAUACCAAUCACAUUAUUAACAAUUCAUACAACAAUAUGCAACAAUCACAGCAACAGCCACAACGAUGUCCAUCGAUCAGUGGAUCGGUUGGAAGUGGACCAGGUGGUGGAGGCGUUGGAGUUAACGCACAACCCUUAGUACCAACAAUCAGUGUUACACCACAUUCACCAGCCGCCAAACAUUAUCCUGUCUUAGAGGAUACAUUACGGCAGCUCCAUGAAAUUCAUGAUACUAUUCAACAGAUGCGUGAUCAAUCGGUGCAAGCCUUAAAUCCAGACGUUUUAAGGCUUGCAGCAUGUUCACGUAUGAGUGCAUCAUGUCCGUCGUUAAAUGAAGCAUUUGGAGAUAUUGACUUAAAUCAUCAAGGUAGUUUAGGAUCAUCUCCAUCACAUCAUACCGCUUCUCGAAAGGGUAGUGCCGAAUGGAUGUUAUAUCAUGGUUUAGAAGCAGAUACUGUACGGAGGAGAUCAUGGACUGCAUUAGAAGAUCUGACAGGAAAAGAUAAGAAACAUGAAAGAACUAGAAGAUGCUCUUCAAUGAGUUUAAGCAGUAUGGAAUCAGAGGCGGAUGAAUCAUCAAUAAUUGAUGUGGCGGAUGGAACAACACGGUUAUUAGGUACGCAUCAUCAUCAUCAAUCACGAACACGUGGUGUACGUGUCUCAGCUGGUGGAGCAUCAACACACUCCUUAAACGAGGCCGAUCUACAAGCUGAUUGUAAUAAACUAAAGGCACGUCGUGAAGCGGAAGCAUUACGUUUAAUACCCACACGAUUACCAUUACAAAAAUCUGUAUCAACACCCUCUAUAAUUGCUGUACGCGAUUUAGCUGUUGACAUACCACCAAUAUUAGCUGGUGCACAACCCACGUUACCUGUAUGCAGACCUAGUGGCACUGAAAGUGAAACUGAAGAGGAAGGCAUCAUAACAUCUGGUCAUCAUCAUCACACUUCUGAAGAUCAUAUCCAUAAUACUGAAACAUUUUUGCACGAUUUCUUACAGAAUACGGCUUAUGAUCAUCAUUCAGAGAAAUCAAGAAGAAAACGUGGUAGUUUAUUCUUUCGAAAGAAAAAGGAUAAAAAUAAGAAAGCCAUUCAUCAGUGGGUAUCUGCAAGUUAUGCUACGACGAAUAUUUGUGAUUGGUGUACAACUCCAUUAGCCAAUAAACCAUCAUUAUAUUGUGAAAAUUGCAAUACAACAGUACAUCAAAAUAAUUGUAAAGAUAAUUUUAUCGAAUGCCACAAACCAAAAAAUAGUAAGAAUGUAUCCAAGACAUCAGCAUUCGGUGUACAAAUAACAAACUCAAAAAGUUCAUCGAAUAAACGAAAUUCGGGAUCGUCACAAGGUCAAAAUUCAUCAAAUAGUCAAAUAAUAAAUGAAGAAAAAGAGGCUGAUCAUUCACAUCCUAUUCCACAUCAUGAUUCAACAAACUUUCCAGACGAUGUUCCAUUAGUUGCAUUAGAAUUUUUAUCGGAUAGUCCUGUAACUUCAGUUGAUUUGGGAGCAGAUCCAGCAUUAGGGCUACAUGAUACUGAACCCGAUUCAUGGACUCCAUAUGUAGGAAAAGAUAUCGCCAAAAAAUUGAAAGAAAAAGAAGUGAAACGACAAGAACACAUUUAUGAAUUUAUUUUAACAGAGAAACAUCAUUGUUUAACACUACUAGUGAUGCAAAAGAUUUUUGUGGAAGGAUUACAAAAGUAUUUUCAAUUAGGACCAAAUUUAGAACGAAUGUUUCCCAGACUACUAGAUUUAACAGAAUUACAUUUACAAUUGUUACAUAAAUUACGACAGCGUCAAAGGGAAGACGCAAUUGUUUCAUCAAUUGCUGAUAUUUUACUGGAACAAUUUUCUCAAAUGAAUGCAGUUAAAUUAAAAUCGGCUUAUGGUGAAUUUUGUAGUCGACAUCGUGACGCCGUCGAUAUUUACAAAUAUUAUUUACAACAUGACGUAAGAUUCGGACAAUUUGUACGACAUUGUCAAUCGAAUCCAUUAUUAAAAAAGAAAGGAAUACCUGAAUGUAUAUUAUUUGUUACACAACGAUUAACAAAGUAUCCAUUAUUAAUUGAACCAUUAAUAAAAACAUCCAAAGAGAAUAAAAUUGAACAAGAAAAAUUACAAAAAGCAUUAACAUUAGUCAAAGAGAUACUAGUGGAGGUUGAUGCUCAAGUGGCUGAGAAGGAGAAAGAAGAUCGUAAAUUAGAAAUAUACAAUCGUAUUGAUGCUAAAUCAUAUACAACACAUCGUGGUACGAAAUUCAAAAAAUCUGAUAUAUUACAAGGGAAUCGUGCAUUACGUUUUGAAGGUUUUGCCAUGUUAAUGCAAGGACGUGGUAAAAUGCAAGCCGUCAUGGUUAUUGUAUUAUCUGAUGUAUUAUUUUUUCUACAAGAGAAUUCUCAUAAAUAUUCAUUUUUUACACCAGAAAAUAAGGCUGGUGUAGUGUCAUUACAAAAAUUAUUAGUGAGAGAAAAAGCUGGUCAAGAAUCUCGUAGUAUUUAUUUAAUAUCAUCAAAUCCUGCUGAUCCAGAAAUGUUUGAAUUAAAAGUGCACAAACCAAAAGAUAAACAAAUAUGGAUACAAGCAAUUCGUUCAGCAGUCAAAAAUUGCCCAGAGGAUGAAGAGGAUACAACAACGCUUAGUGUUGAAGAGAAACAGAAAAUUUUAAAUGCAAAACAAUCACAAAUACGACAACUUGUAGGUUUAUUAAGACAAAAGGAUGUUGAACAAGCAUUACUAUUGCAAGAAAAAAUGGCAUUACAGUUGAAGUUAUUGGCUACUGCUGGUUUAGGACCACCGUCAUCACCACCUUCAUAUCGACACUUGGUUAGCGAAAAUACUGACACGGGUGUAAUGUGGAAAGAAGUUUUGAAUGCCGUACAGGAAGUAAGUCAACUUGCCAGUUCGUUAUAUGCUUCCGGAACAAAUCUAUCAAGAAGUGUUAGUUCUGUUGGUGAACAUCAAAGUGAGGCAUAUGUGUCCCCAACAUUACCAAAAAGAGCUGAAACAUUUGGUGGUUUUGAUAAUGCACAACCUGGACCUGGACCACCAUUAAAACUACUGAAUAAGAAAUUACAACCUGCAUUUAGUGCUGCAAGUGCAACUUCCACAAAUAGCACUGAAUCAUGUGACAGAGUUUCUCUUAAUGAUAAAUUACCGUGGCGUAAUGCUAUGUUGGCAACAGUUCCGCCGGGAUUGUUAAAUGCAAAUACAUCAAAUAAUUCAUCGAAUUCAACAGAUGAUCCACAAGCAGCUUCAUCUGGACCACCAGAUUUACCUGCAUUACUGACAUUGGGACGUGAACAACAAGUGGCCGCUGUUCAACUAUCUCAUUACGUAUAUCGACUGUUAUGUAUAAUUUCACAACAAAUGACAAGUAUUGAUAGUUUACAAGCACAAUUAUUAGCAUACAAAUCAGUUGGUGUAGGCGGUUCAGACAAAUCUGGCUACCGACAUAAUCAACAACUAGAAGAAUUACGUAAUCUUCAAGAUAAAUUUAGUGGGGAGAAAGCUGCGUGGCAACAAAUGCGUGAUAAUGAACAACGAGAAUUAGAAGAGAAACGACAAGAAUUAAUGCGAUUGCAGGAACAAAUUCGUGCCGAAGAAAAUGAUAUAAAACAACAACGUGAUCAAUUAUAUCGAAAAAUGGAAGUAUUAUCGAAUCGAGGUUUAUUAAUAUCACCAAAUGUAGUGUUACCUGUUGUUCCUCCACACGAUGAGACAAAUUUAAAUUUAGAGAGUGACGGGCAAAAUAUAAAUAAUAAUGGUAACACUCCAACUAUGGAUACAUCACCACCAGGAAACACUGGAAAUGACACAAAUCGACGAAAACCUGAUUUAAAUAAAUGGGCUAACAAAAGUAUGUCCAAUAAAUCAACAUUACCAUUAAAUUUAAUAAGUGCAACAAAUCAAGUGAAAGUAUCCCAAAGUUUACCAAUCAAACAACAAUUGCCAUUAAAAUUAGCAUCUAAACUUAGUUCGAACUCAAGUAGUACACAAUUAUCUUCAGCUACAUCGCACACAUCGGCCACUGCCUCAUCUGGACCCCAACAAAUGUUACCAUUAAAAUUAUCACAAGAAGAAAAAUCACGACGAUCAUCAAGUUCUGGUGGUUAUCAACGAUUAAGUUCAGGCAGUUUUAGUCCUCCAAGUGAUAUACCAAUAACUCCAAGUCAUUCUCGAGCUGGUUCCAGCCCAGCCAUUAUGCCCGAUAGUACAUCGAUACAACAAGUUUCAAACCAAAUAACCAACAUACCCCCAACAAGUAGUGGUGCAAAAGCUGCACGUACUCAUACAUACCCCAAACUACCAGAACGGUUUCGUGUACGUAGUCCAGAACAACCGCAAGCACCGCCACCACCAGCCCCAGAAGAGGACGUUAUAUUCUUCUGACGUUUAUCGGGGAAAACAAAAAAUUUCUUAUAUUCUUUAAUAAACGCUAAGGUUUAGUGAUUAUAUAAUUUCUUAUCUCCAUAUUUAUCUAUAUAAUUAAGACAUUAAUUAUCCAGUAAGGAGAGGUGAGAAAUGAAAAUGAUUUUAAACAAAUGUUUUAUCUUUAAAUAGUUUUGAAAGUGAUAAUAAAAAUCGUGCUCAUUUGUAUAGAUCGCUGCUCCCACCCCACCCUAAAUCAUUUCAUUUUUAAUCCAAAAAAAUCAGUCAAUAAACUACAUUUGGUUUCCAUCGUUGGAAACUAUUUUAAAUUUAAAAUGAGUUUGACUCCCAGUAGUACAGCCGACCUGGUAAUAUGACCCAUAUAAAGUUUAGUUUUAGAUGUGUAUGUUCUAAAAGAUCUGGUUUUUUGUAAA
Molecule: messenger RNA, 5215 nt
Organism: Chrysoperla carnea
Lineage: Eukaryota; Metazoa; Arthropoda; Insecta; Neuroptera; Chrysopidae
Gene: cyst
Product: rho guanine nucleotide exchange factor 18
Exons: 21
Coding region: 210-4802 (1530 amino acids)
Biological process (GO): regulation of Rho protein signal transduction
Molecular function (GO): guanyl-nucleotide exchange factor activity
Source: RefSeq, a predicted model, not a curated record